Talaromyces amestolkiae is the source of this 1644-nucleotide messenger RNA. RefSeq lists its product as uncharacterized. NCBI's taxonomy places the organism in Eukaryota, Fungi, Ascomycota, Eurotiomycetes, Eurotiales, Trichocomaceae. The transcript has a single exon. The record is from RefSeq and is a predicted model, not a curated record. The coding region runs from base 1 to 1644 and encodes 547 amino acids.
AUGGACAUUUUCGGAACAACAGUUACUGCCAUCACCGAAAUCUACAGGAUCACGAUUUUCAUCAAAGGUGUCGUUACGGAUAUUCAGAAUCGAGACGCUGACAAGCAAGAAAUUAGAGACAAGUUGGACCACGAACUCUUAUUUCUAGAGUCAUUCAAAUGCUUGUUUUAUGACAAUGUUGGAAAAUUCAACUACGAUAGCAGGCUUCCAGAAAGCUUGAAGCGGGAUGUUGAGAUUUUAUUAUUUGCUCUCAAAGGGACGCUGGCGGAAUAUGGAAUGUUAGCUGCAAAGCACGGAUUGCUAGAUCUGGAUCAGGAAGAUGAUGCCCUAAAACCCCUCUCCGGACGGAUUCAGCGUAUUCAGCUGAAGGUGAAAGAUCUCAAAAACAAAACCAUUGACUGGGCACUAUUCGACAAGAAGAAAUUAACACAAACCCUGGCGGCAUACAGUGGAUGGACCGAGAGACUUCGACAAACCAUGUCCUUGAUGUUGCUUACUUUGGCUGCAUUCGACAAGGACUCUCUCGCUAGAUUCGCGACUGACAAAAAUGCUCGCAACCUAGGCAUUCAAAGUGUGGCCAAACGGCAGUUGCUUGCGAAAACCAAGACUCCGACAGACUUCUCUGCUCUUCAGGGACGAAUCAUCCUUGAAGAUACGGAUAACACAUCGGAUACAGACGUGAAGUUGGCAAUAUACAUGGACGAAAAGCGGCAGCUUAAUGAAAGAGUCGUGGUGGAGUACCGCAAGUACGGUAAUGAGCUUAUUCAAGCGACCAAGUUUGGAUCGCCGCUUGAAAAGGACCUGAAAGCGUCUACAAGGGACCUGGCGUGGCUCCUUCACAACGCAUUCCCUGCGGCUUCUGAGACUGACACAGAAGAGAAUGAGACUUCUGGCUUCCUGACACUGCCGUGCAUGGGAUACAUUGAUCAACGUGAGACGCAUCGGUUCCUCUUUGUUUAUAGACUUCCAUCGAAUUUGACCUCUUUGGUGACCUUCCAACCAUUGACCUUGCACGGUUUGAUCAGUGGCAAUAUCCGCAACAAACCAGCUCUAGGAAAUCGCUUCUUCAUGGCUCAUGCUCUCGCCUCCACCGUCCUGAAUAUACAUAGCUUCGGCUGGGUCCACAAAAACAUUUGGAGCCGAGGAGUCAUUAUGCUUCCCUCUUCAGCUGUAUCGCAAGGGCUAAAACCCUACCUCACCGGUUGGGGCGUAGCACGCGCGGUCACGGACGGGACUGAACUAGCUGCGGACAACGAGAUUGAACCCAACUUUUAUCGACAUCCGAAGCGUCAGGGUAAGCCGGAAGAUAACUUCGACAUUGAACAUGACUUGUAUGCGCUUGGCCUGGUGUUACUCGAGAUUGGCGUAUGGGAAACAAUCAGCGUGAUGUUUGGAACCGAGAUCGAUCAGGCGACGGCUUGCAACCAAUUGCCCGAGGCCGAAGGGUUGCGGACGGCGUAUAUUCAGAAGGCAUAUGCGAAGCUAUCAAAAGAAAUGGGUGAGGCGUAUAUGACGGCGGUGAUAAAAUGUUUGACCGGAUUCGAAGUUGGGACGGAGGAGGAGGACGAGGAUCGAAGAAGUUCGUUGAUUCUUGCAUAUAGAGAGAAUGUGGUGAAAGUAGUCGCGAAGGGAAUCGGACUGUAA